This is a messenger RNA of Puntigrus tetrazona (Sumatra barb), 5764 nucleotides long. It is a transcript of the gene plekhg3, whose product is annotated as pleckstrin homology domain-containing family G member 3. Lineage: Eukaryota; Metazoa; Chordata; Actinopteri; Cypriniformes; Cyprinidae. The record is from RefSeq and is a predicted model, not a curated record. Gene Ontology annotation, molecular function: guanyl-nucleotide exchange factor activity. Bases 268 to 4746 code for a protein of 1492 amino acids. The transcript is spliced from 20 exons.
GGAGGAGAACAUGAUCAGACUGUCAUCAUUGCAGCCACAAGCAACAAACGGGGGAGUUUGAACAGAACUGGCUUUUUGUUGUCAUAUUUUACUUCGACCGGAUUUUUUUGUUUCACAGAGACCUGGUUAACAUAAAUGCAGCUUUAUCACGGAUUGUUCGCUUGACAUCUUUUGAAGUUUUUAAACUUUUCUUGUAUCGAUACAAAAUGGGAAAGCCAUCGGCUCAUGCAGAUUAAAGACGAACUAUAGGAGUGAGGCCUCGGUGCCAUGCCAGAGAAAUCCCAUAGUACAGCCCAUGACAUCCCAAUGGGUGAAGAAUCGCCUCGGUUGUCCACCGCCUCUUUCGGCAGUAAUGACCGGUCUUCCACUGCUACGCUGUCUGAUUGUUCUGACUUCACAGAAGUCCAGAGACCCGUAAGCGUAGUCUCCACCAUCUCAUCGGGGUCCUGUUCUUCACGGGAAGACGUUCUCCCGUCAAGUAUCCCACUUGCUGGUGUGCCUAUUGAAGACAACGUGAAUCUGUUAUUAACGGCUGCUGCUGAUCCUGAGACUCAGGACACUAGUUUCACCCAAGCAACCACCCUAUUCCUCCAACAAAAUAGCAGCAGCACUGUUAACAACAACAGCAGCAGCUCCUCCGUUUCCAACAGUUUCACUCCAUUUGCUGCCAGCACUAUGGCACCCAACCCUGAGCUCACCUACCUGGACCGUGUGGUCAUGGAGAUCAUUGAGACAGAACGGAUGUAUGUUAGAGAUCUGCGGAGUAUCGUAGAGGACUACCUUGCACAUAUUAUAGAUAUAGCAGAUCUUCCCAUCAAGCCAGAACAGGUGUGUGCUCUGUUUGGAAACAUUGAGGACAUUUAUGAGUUUAACAGUGAGCUCCUUCAAUCACUGGACAUGUGUGACAAUGAUCCUGUGGCCAUUGCCAGAUGCUUUGUGAUCAAGCAUGAAUAUUUUGACAUCUACACACAAUAUUGCACCAAUUACCCAAACUCUGUGGCUGCUCUAACAGAUUGCAUGAGAAACAAAACUCUUGCCAAGUUCUUCAGGGAGAGGCAAGCUGCUUUAAAGCGAUCACUGCCUCUGGGAUCAUACCUUCUCAAGCCUGUCCAGAGGAUCCUCAAAUAUCAUCUCUUACUACAGGAGAUUGCAAAGCACUUUGAUCCAGAGGAGGAGGGUUAUGAGGUGGUAGAGGAGGCCAUAUAUACUAUGACUGGUGUUGCAUGGUAUAUAAAUGACAUGAAGAGAAAACAUGAACAUGCAGUCCGUCUUCAGGAGGUCCAGUCUCUACUUAUUAACUGGAAGGGACCUGAUCUGACUACAUAUGGAGAACUGGUUCUCGAAGGCACUUUUCGAGUCCAUCGUGCUAAGAAUGAACGCACACUCUUUCUCUUUGACCGCAUGCUCCUUAUCACCAAACGCAGAGGAGAACAUUAUGUCUAUAAGACCCACAUCUCGUGCUCAACACUCAUGUUGAUUGAGAGUGCCAAGGAUUCUCUCUGCUUCAGUGUCACUCAUUACAAGCAUCCCAAACAACCUCAUUCUGUCCAGGCAAAGACGGUGGAGGAAAAAAAAUUAUGGGCUCAUCAUAUUAAACGGCUCAUUCUAGAGAACCAUCAGGCUGUGAUACCACAAAAGGCAAAGGAAGCAAUAUUGGAGAUGGAUUCUAUUUACAAAAAGUAUAGGUACAGCCCUGAGAGGCUCAAAAAGUCUGUUUCAUGUCAGUCAGAGGAGUUUUCUAACUCUAGACAAGGCCGGAGACAGUCAGAACCAUCUAAAGAGAUCCUAAAGAAUACUAAAGUAAUACUAAAGCAUUCUGACAGUGAGGGGGCAUUGGCCGCUGACAGGUGGCCUUUACAAGCCACUGCUAGCAUUAGCACUCUUGGCUUAUGCGAGUCUUCAGAUGAGAAGCCUGUUGCACAAGACGAAUACUCUCCUGAAGCUCUAAUUCCCAGUGAUAAUGAGGAACUCAUCCGUGCCUCACCGUCUCUGAAGGCCAGAUUGAUGCAAGAGAAUGGGGAUAAAGCAGAAGGGGAGGGAAGUGAUUCUGACGAUAUUUUAAUGGAGGACAACCAGGUAGCUGACUUUGCCAGUUCAAUGUUGGCUGCCAUUUCCUGCUGGCACUAUAGAGCCAGAGCUUUGCUUACCAUGGACUUCACAAUGGAGGAAGGGGGUUGUGAGAACACUGAGAACUUUAAAGUAGAAAAUUCCUCUUCAGUUGAACAGGUGGAAGCAUAUCUCAAGGAUGAAAAAUAUAUCUCAGAACAGGACAAAUCUCAAAACUUGGAAACCUCUUACUGGGGUUCCACUGAGAAAUUGAAGCCGGAUGUGUUUUGUGAUCCUGAGUCCAAAGAGAUAGACAAACAGGUCCCAAAUAUCCAGGAUCUGGAGUCUGCAAGAGACAAAGAUGAUCAGCUAGUUCCUAAAGAAGAGGUAUCUUCACUGUUACAGCAGGAAGAUGCACCUGGUGAUUCUUCAGAGGAAGAGGAGGAUAUAGAAAGAAAACCAGACACCACUAGCAUCCUACCAUCAUCUGUGCUCGAUAAGGCCAGUGCCAUUGCUGAACACUUUGUGUCUAACGCACGGCGUAGUAGCAUUAGCACAGAGGAAAUGCGUUCCCUUGGUUGCUUAUCUCCACGGCUUCCCAGCAGGACUGGGAGCACGAUAAGUCUAGGAGAUGCCCAUGAGCAUCAAUCCCGCCUUGCUAGCACCUGCUCUGAGUCACAUGGAGUUCCACUGACCCAGGAAUCCCUUGCAUCAGCAGACUUUAUGAUUGGGUCUUCAGGGGAGGACAAUCUUUUUGACUCAGAUCGAACUAUCUGCAGAAGAAGGGAUUCAGUGUUGUCCAGGCAAGACCAACUACUCAUUGAUAAGAUUAGGAGCUACUAUGAGAAUGCAGAACACCAGGAUGCUGCAUUUAGCCUAAAGCGUAGAGAGAGCCUCACUUACAUUCCAAGUGGGCUUGUUAGAAAUUCAGUUACUCGUUUUAACAGCAUUCCAAAAGAUAAAGGCCUUGCCCUAGAGAAGACCGGCAGUACAUCUGGACCUGUUAUAGCUCAUAACUCAAUUACAGAGACAAUUUUGGUUGCAUCGGCUCUGUCAGAGAACAAUGCAAAUCCAGCUAAUCUGGAACAACCGGUUAUCUGUGCUUCCACAGAUUUCUCUAAGCAUGACAGAAAUGAAGACCUAUUUGACUCUGAUGUGGAUGGAUCCAUAAAACUUGAGUCUAAAGUUGGGAGUCAUGAGGAAGAGGUUUUCCGUCCCUCCUCUGAAAUGAUCAAAGUCUGGCAAGAUAUGGAAAAAGAGAUCACUAGAUGUCAAGGGGACCUCAAAGCACUAAGGCCCAGAGAAAUUCCUUAUUUUAGAGGGACCAGUCCAAGCCUCUCCAGGAAGGAUCCAUGCCAGAGAAGAAAGAUAGAAACAAAAGUAAGCGAUGGACUGAUUAUGUUUGAAGAUUCAGAUCUUAGCACUAUCAGAGAGGAGUCUGCUACACUAUUAGCUUUUAAGGAGAAGGAAAACCGUGCAGCCAGUGAGAGUGAUGCCAUUAAACCCAGAGAAUGGGAGGAUGAAGGUAGACCCCUUAGAGUUCUAGCCCCCAGAGUUAUCCAGUUGAGAGCAGAAACUGAACAUGAGAGAGACACAGACGCUCAGGCAGAACAUGCAGAUUCAUCCCAAAACAAAGUUUUUAAUCUGGCAAGGAAAUACAGUCAACGCAUCAAGUGUACACAACCAAUGUUGAGACAGAGAAGUCAGGAGUCAGGAGAUACAUGGUUGACCAAGAGGAAUCUGCUUUCGGUGGUGGAAGAAAAGCCAGAGAAAGAGAGCAAAGUUAAAGCAGACUUGAUGUUCUCCAUGACUCCAUAUGAUCAGCCUGAUCCCGAGGGAGACCAGAAGGCCAAGGUUAUGACUCCAAGCCCAGACCACACUUCUGUCAGUAGUCCAAAGGUCUUGUCCCCACACCUGUCCCAUUCCAGGAGUCCUCUUAGUCCACCACCCGAGAGCUUCAACUGGCCUGACGUCCGUGAACUUUGCUCAAAAUAUGCACAUCUUGGUAGCUCUUCUGCUCAGCCACCAGUCAGCCAAAGUCGCUCAGUGGAAGAACAGAUGUUUGACAGCAGUUCUAGAAGACGCUCUAGCUUCUCUUCUAGCCGCUUAGUCACCUCUAAUGGCUCGACAGACUCUUCAGUUUAUAAGUUUUAUCCAGGGGAUACAGGAGAAUUGCUGACUCGGACCCAGCGUGCAGGCUCUCUGGACCAAAAAUUGGGUAGUUUGUACUUGAAUGAUCUGCAGAGUCUUCAGAGUAAAAAUGCCAGCAGUGGCUUCUAUAUCUCCGCUCAAGCUACCCUUCCGAAUGAGAAGAAUAUAAUUGUGGUUGAGAAAGUACCACCAGUAGAUAUGGACCUGUCAACACAAGAGUGCAAGAAAGAGGAAAUAACAGAUGGAAUAGAUGACAGCUACGUCCUAAUUCGUUCACCAACAUCUCGUGAGAAGAUCUCAAUCGUGGCUGUCAUUGACCGCUGUCGGGCAUAUCAGGAGUCAGAGGAAUACCGUUUGAGGGAAGAUGGAGGAUCUAAGGCAGAACAGUUAUAUAAGAUUGACAGGUGCAAAAAAACUGAGAAAGCUUCAUCCUGUAGUGAACAUUCAGACAAUGCUGUUAAAAAUACACUGGAUCCUAUAAAAAAGGCUGAUUCUAGUCACCAUAGUGUUGUCAAAAAUCUCAGAGAAAAAUUCCAAAACACAAGAUAAAAUAGAUGUACAAUUUAAUUAGAAAAUCAUGGGCUGUGAAAUCUUUAUUUUCUGUAGCUUCUUUAAUUUGUCUUUUCUUUUAUGUCUUCACCAAUGAAGACAAAUGUGUACAGUAUGGUCAGCAUAUAUCAUGCUGUAGCCAAAUAAAUCAUCUUGGCAAAUUUAAACCUCAAAACUAAUACUUUUCACAUUUUGCAUUCUAUUUUGUGGUAUUUUGGACACUGUAUGUAACCUGCUGAUAUUGAGAAGCAUGUGGAUUUUAAUGGUUUAAAUGUCAGGGAGAAAGUGUACAUAUUGUACAGAUUUUGUUGUACAUUCAGUCUUUGUUAUACCAUUAACAUAUUUGAUAUAGUAGCUAUACAUGUAUGUAUUUUGUAGACACUUUACAUAAAUUACAUUCUUAUUUACAUUUUGGGUAAGGUAUGUAAAUUAUUUAUAACGUCAUUUUUGAGCUAAGGGUUUCUUUAGCAAGAGAUAAAAUUCUAGUCACUGGCAGGGCAACCUUAUUUGUUUAGACUCUAAAUGAAACGAACCAUUGAAAACAGGGUUUUAUUUUACUUUUAACUGAAAGACAUUUUAAAUGCAAUAUUAUUAUUAUUAUUAUUUGUCAAUGUUAUGUAUGGAACAAAGUCUUUUAUUUAUAUAUUUUUAACCUAAACUUGGUCUUUGAUUAAUGGAUUCAGGCACAGAUCACAUUUGUCCAAGAGACUAGAUCCAAAUGUUUAACAAAAUUACAGCUUACACCAAUUAUGUUACUUAUGUUAAGAUUUGUUGCAAUCUUCACAACAAAUCAGAUUUUUAGAUUUUGGGGAAUGCCACAAUUGCGAGACAAAUAUUAACCCUGUAUGUUUUAGCAUCUGAAACCCGUGAUAACAUCUCUCAUUGAUCACUGUGUUUCUGUUAUUUAUUAAGGUUCUAUAAAUUUCCUUAUCUGUCUGACUUAUUACAAAAUGUAUCAAUAAAUACUUGUGAAAGUAAAAAUUCACUCCAUAAUAAAACCAAAGAAAAUUCAACUUUA